This is a messenger RNA of Acanthopagrus latus (yellowfin seabream), 3082 nucleotides long. It is a transcript of the gene m6pr, whose product is annotated as mannose-6-phosphate receptor (cation dependent). The record is from RefSeq and is a predicted model, not a curated record. The transcript is spliced from 7 exons. Lineage: Eukaryota; Metazoa; Chordata; Actinopteri; Spariformes; Sparidae. The coding region runs from base 327 to 1166 and encodes 279 amino acids. Gene Ontology annotation, cellular component: endosome; Golgi apparatus; trans-Golgi network. Gene Ontology annotation, molecular function: protein domain specific binding. Gene Ontology annotation, biological process: protein targeting to lysosome.
UGUGUUUAGUUUCACUUCCGCACUCUGCCGCGGUCCGCAGCCUGUUAGCCUGCUAGCCUGUGGGAUGCAACUUCGUGCAUUUUUGAGGAAAAGCGCGUUUAUCAUCCAGGGCAGAAAAACAUGCAGCCAGUAAUAUUCAUUUAGAACUCGAGGCUGCGUUCGGAUUGACUUUAUUUUAUCUGAAACAUCAAAAUAACAGCUUUGUUCUUGAUUAAGUAAACCAGGAAGCGACGUUAGCGUGAGGAAGCACACUUCAUCCUCAACUGGCUAUAUUUUUAAGCUGCUGUCAGCUUCUCUGUAACUAGGAAAGUACAAUCUCAGAAGUCAUGGAGGUGGUCAGUAGUCACAGUGGAGGGUCCUUCCUGAUCUGGACAAUGACUGUUCAGAUGAUCCUGUGUGGGAGUGGAGUUUACACUACCGAGAGUACCAAAAGCUGCCAACUGUUAUCCGAGUCUGAGUCAGAACGGAAAGUCCUCAAUCGACUAGAGCCGCUUGCCAAUAAGAACUUUACAGUUGAGACCAAGGAUGGAGAUGACAGUUACACAUAUGUGUUCCAGUUGUGUGGCGAUGCAGGGGGUAUUCCAGGAGCUGGGGUUGUUCAGUUUGACAAAAAGAAACCAGAAGCUAAACCAAAAGUGAUUGGCAUCUAUUCUGCAACACAGGCCAUUGGAGGAAGUGACUGGGUGAUGCUGAUCUACAAGAACGGCACCGCAUAUGGUGAAUUCUGCGGCAAGGAAAUGAGAAAAGCCUAUAUCAUGAUCUCUUGCAACAGGAAAGUGGACGUGGGCCCGCUGGAUGUCGUGCUGGAGAACAGGGAAAGAGUGCACGAGUGCUUCUACCUGUUUGAAAUGGACUCCAGUGCAGUGUGUCCACCUGUUCAGUCCCAGCUCAGCACUGGCUCCAUACUACUCAUCAUUGGAUUCUGUCUUCUGGCUGUUUACCUCACUGGAGGUUUCCUCUACCAGCGACUGAUUGUUGGUGCCAAAGGGAUGGAGCAAUUCCCGAAUUACGCUUUCUGGGUAGAGAUGGGCAAUCUGACAGCGGAUGGAUGUGACUUCAUGUGCCGUUCACGAAACCGUGAAGAGGCCCCGGCAUACAGAGGCGUGGUCGCAGAACCUUUGGAAGAAGAGCCAGAGGAGAGAGACGACCACUUACUACCUAUGUGACCUCGAAGCGUUAGAAAUUGGACAGAAAGUUUCACUGUGUCACACAGUUCUCUUUCACAGGUUAGAUGAAGUUGCUGUUAGACACAAGUCUUGUUUUUCUUGUGCUGGUUUAGGUUAGGACUUGUUGACACUUAAUGUGUUGAUUCCAGACUUGUGCCUAGGGCAACUAGUGUGUCAUGUGCUUGCCACUAAAGAGGCAUGUUACCCAUAGGGCUGACAGACCUGUCAACUCAUCCUACCCCCCAGCAUUUCAUUCAACUGUUUGAUAUCAAACAAGUGAAUGAUUCCCCCAAGAUUAGAGAGUGAGUCUUCUUCCAUGGAAAUCUGGCACAAGAGAUUAAGAAGUUGGAUUUCUACAUGAUACACAUGAUACAAAAGCGUCAUGUUUUUCUGCUUAGCUGAUGAUUGAUUGUAGUUUGAAGUUGGUGCAGGUUGAAACAAGCAAGUGUUCCUCUUGCAGGGGUCUUGGUUGUGCACUGACAGAUUACAAAACACACAAGUGCUUUUGGUUUUGUCAUUUGACUUUAAUCAAUGUUUUGUCAUGAAAGUUCGAAACACAACACGAGAACGUAAAUAUUGCAGUCCUGUGGCCAUGCUUACAGCCUCGCUACACACUGAAAUCAAAGUCACUGUAAAAACUAUAGCUUGACUGAAUUUGAUCUGUACCAUUAUCCUUUAUUCCACAUUGUAGGGAAAAGCUUCUACAUGAGUGUUACUAUUUCAAUAAUGAAAACCAAUGAAAGGUCAACAAUGGUAUUUAAGGCAUCCAAAUAAAAUCAAAAACCUGCCAGUUGAAAAAAAAGAAUGAAAAGUAAGCUUGAUGAAAAACAAUAUUCACAUGUUAAGACAAAAUUAUGAUACAAAAGUCCUAAUUAUGAUAUAAGAUAUUGGAUUUUAGGUAAAAGGUGAAAUUAUGAUGGCAAAAUUCUGAGAGUUGAAACUCUGAAAUAAAAGUUGUAGUGAUGAGAUAAAAAUGUCAUCAUCCAUCUCAAAACUUUGAGUCAUUAUGACUCAGAAUAUUUAUAUAUAUGUAUUUUUUUUAUUUCAUCAAGGCAGUUCUUUUUUUCUUCAUCUGGGUUAAGUAGGCAUCAAUAUUAAACCGUUAUUGGCAAUUUAUGUAUUAAUUCUGCUUAUGCUAAUAGUUAUAAUUUAUUAUUCCAAAAAGGUAUAUACUGUAUGUAACAUAUGCACUUGUAUUUUCUUAGGAAGAAUGAACAUUGGCAUGCAAAAGACCAACGUUCAUAAACACAAAACUAUAGUGAGUAACUUUGACCUGUCAUGAUAAAACGGACCCAAACACCAGAUGAGCUGUUAGGCAAGAGUAGAUUGUACUUUGUUUUUCAACCAAAUAUUCAGGCCGCUUCAUGUCUGAUGGAGGAUAGAGCAGCAAUGAAAGCACUUAAUUUUAGUAGAAAUGUUACAACUCUGAGGAUAUCAAUAAUGAGGUUUGGAAUAUUUUUUUUAGACAUUUCCAGUUAUUAAUGUGAAAGUUUUGGACCUUGAUGGAAAACUUGUGUUACCAGUUACUUUUGUAUUGUCAGUGUGAUCACUUGCGUUUGUUUUGGUUUGUUUCUAUCACUUCCUUAUUGUGUUUGUUAAACUUGAUAUUUCUUUGCUUAGUUCAGCGAACCAGCUCCCAAACCUGACAUGGUAAAGACGGUUACACCUACUGUUGCUGUGAAACGAACACUCGCUAGAUUGAUAUAAUUACUUGUUUGGUUCGACAAUGAUUUGGAGCCACAAACCUUUUUUUUUGUUUGUUGUCUGAGUCCAUCAAAAAUAAACAAUGACAGAAGUUUUACGCACGCCCAUUGUAGUGGUGAACUCAGUACACACCCAAGUGCACUCACCUUUUGGAGAUUUAAUGGAUGUAAAAAUGUUUUAAUAAAAAACAUUUCAUGCAGAACACAUUUUUA